This is a messenger RNA of Anopheles funestus (African malaria mosquito), 2645 nucleotides long. RefSeq lists its product as uncharacterized. The coding region runs from base 331 to 1179 and encodes 282 amino acids. The transcript is spliced from 2 exons. Lineage: Eukaryota; Metazoa; Arthropoda; Insecta; Diptera; Culicidae. The record is from RefSeq and is a predicted model, not a curated record.
GUACAAUGCAUUGCGUCGUCUUCCCGAGUUUGUCAGACUGAUUUAAUUCCUGAUCAAGUGUUUUGAGCAUUAGCAUUUGUGAAUUAUUCGCCUGGUGGUGUGAUUUUAUAUAGUCAGGAAAAAUUAUCCAGCAUAAAAAAAAUCAAACCAGCAUCAACCGUAGCAUAAAUUAUUAGGUGGUGGUGAAACUGUUCGACAGCGAGAAUUGCAAAAAUGGGAUAAAAGACAACUGUCAAAAGCUUACUUUUGCAGCUCGUUGUAGUCACUCAUCGAAGCAACCACGCAGGGGUGCGUCAAAGACAAGACAACGAACUAUAGUAUCAUCUUAAGAUGUCCGACCCGCCAACAUCAACCAGAAGCGUUAAAAUUAAACCUAGGUGGAACACUAACUCAGUGGAAGACGUUUUGCGUUUUAUUGUGCUGGUAAAGCAACAUCCCAAGCUCUUGGCGCGUAUAUCUCCGGAACGAUUGCUUCCGGAGUGGGAAAAAUUAGUCCCAGUGACGGGCAUUAGCGCGAAUGAGAUGUCCUUGAAGUGGAAUCGGUUAUGCGAUAAAUAUCGUGCCGAGUUGCGACGCGAGAUAAGAUCAACGACGAAGCAGUUCAAAUCGAACUGGGCCCACUUUCAAGCGAUGGAAUUUAUACGGCCCAUCGAGGAAAAGCGUAUUCGUAUAUUUAGACGCGCUCAAACCACCAAACCGGCGGUCAACGUGCGGCAACUCAAAGUGGAACGCGUUACGCCGCCACCCAAGCCACACGUUCUGGUGGUUAGUCAGACGAGUAAAGCGAAUCCAUCUGGCUCUGGCAGGCAUAUCAACUCUUCGAUGGGGACCUGUCGUCAAUCGAAUCAGCCGGUACGGCGAUUAUUACCGAUAGAAAAGGUGCUGAAUACGGAGAACGCAAAGGUUCGAUGUUCGAAGCAAGACAUCAAGGAGGACUUGCAGCUGCAGGCUGGUCGAGUUAUCGCAACGCGUAACCAUGCGAUCCAUCGCAUCCCGUUACCGAAUCUGACCGUAGAAAGCAUUCGGGAUGCACCGGAUAAUGAUUAUGAUUUUCUCAUGAUACGCAUCUAUCCGCUUCUGGCCAUAAUGCCGCCAAAUGUAAAGCGGCUUUGUUAUGAAAGGAUGCAAAAGUUUGCUGCAGGAAUUGUGAUGCAGCAGUUGGCCCGAUCCCAGAAGUGAAAACUCAACUAAAACCCUUAGAAAUUGUGUAAUUUGCAUGUUCUAAAACAUUUCAAUACAGUAGGAUACUUUAUCUUUUUCUUAGAAUUCCGUGUGGUCGAAUCAUUGCAAAAAACUCCAAAUGAUGGUGUGUGCGUGAGGGAACGCAGCUUGAAAAAUGUCCUGUACGCAUGCUCUUCGGAUCGAGUGCUCACAAACACACCGAUAGCCGGCUUGUCAAAUUCGCUACCCUUAUACAAGACGUCAUGUAAUCAUAUGCUGAGUCGUUUAGUAGUGUGCGUACAGUAAGUACAUGGGGGUUGCUUUGUGUUUUCGAUUUCAUUUCCGUGGUAGAUUGCUAGUGUGUGUUUGUGUGUGUGAGAGCGCACAUUCCAGGAUUCGCUUGUAUUGCGCAAUCUCUUACUAAAUCUCCCCUUUUGUCCCUGGUAGAUAGGGGAUGCAUUUCUUUGUCUGUUUUUCAAGGAGCUCUUCGUGGUUCGUUUCGAAUGUGUUUGUGUGUGUGUGUGUGGGGGAAAAGGGAUUUUUGAACUCAACCGCAAGGAAAGUGCAACCGCUUGGAGUAGUGUGUGUGUAGCAGGACGAAACCGGCAUUCGUGUGUUCUUCAAGGCAUUGGAUACAUGGGACAUAAAUACAUACAAACAUCUUUUAUAUAAACCAGCAAUUGUUCGAUUUUUUCCCAGCGAGAGUGAAGCAUGUGUCAACGUCACGUCACCGCGAACAGCUGAGCAAAAGUGCGUUACCCCGGUAGAGAGCGAGCGCGUGAGACGGGAUGAGUGAGAUGGCAAGUGAGUAAAUUUUUCCCCUGUUUUUCGAAAGGAAAAGUGGAGCCCGAUCAGCUGUGCGUUGUGUUGCAUGUAGUGUGGCGGGCCCCCUUUCUUUUCACAUUGCGGGCAAUGGUAUGUAGGAUUGGAUAAUAUCCUUCCCCUUAUUUUCCCAUUUCCUCCACAGAAUCUGCUAGAAUCGAGCAGUUCGUGUCGUCGAAUUGGAAGACUUUUUUUGGGGGUUAUUUUAGUGUCGUUUUUGGUUUCGCAUUUUAUUUCCUUUUUUGUUGCAUUGUGUGUAGGAGCGGGAAAGCAAACUACGGAAUGAGCAGGAAAAGAAAAGACAUCUGGGAAUCAUGUUUUUCCAUCAAGAGAAUAAAUAGUACACGUUGAGGAAAAUAAAACCCAGAAAAUGGCCGGAAGGUUAAAGCACUCCUUAAGGAAAUGGGAAACACACGGUGGAAAAAAAGCCAAACUUUCGCGUGAGGCGGAGAAGAAACUAAGGAACCCGUGUCCGUGACUGCAAUCGGUGUGAAAAUUGUGUGGAAAUGUUGCCUCGUUUCUUGGUGUUCUUCCUACGAUGAUGCCUCUUCGGCUUCACAUGUCUGUCAAACGCAUCUUUCGGUGACAGUUGAUGUGACGUGGCAGCAAGUUUGCUUUGAUGGGUGGACCGGAAUUUUUCACCCCCCGAGAAUGUGGAAAAC